UGCGUAAAGGGCGUGGUAAUGUGUAUGCGCGUUCGAUCCGCCGCCAAAUUCAAACAUUGAAAGAAAGAAACAAGACAACAAGCAGGCGGAGAAAGGACAGGAAGAUAUUUACUAAGGAUAAUAAAAUCAGGUAAUCACAGCAUCUUCAGUGAUGGACGGACUUGGUAGAGCAGUGGUGGGAGUCUGGCGGGCACACACAGUCCUGGAUGAGUCUGAUGGAGCAGAGAGCUCCCCAGAAGCCCCCGACCGUUUCCGCAAGCAACGAUCUUCCUCUUCUUUGAAUUCUCUGAGGAUGACAUUGCGCAAGCGGCUCCCGCUGCGCACCGUCCAGGCCAACUCUCUCCCAGAGAAUCCAAGCUGGGAACCCAUAAAAGAGCAACCAAAGGAGCAACCAAAAGAGCAACCUAAACCCAACACAGUCAGCAAACUCACUCGCAGUGCUCGGAACUCCAUCAGCGGAGUGUACCAGAGACUGCAGAGAACCAGAGAGUUUGCACAUGAGGAGUGUUUGGUAGAAACCCCCGGUCGAGAACGAGAAAGAGAAGAGGCUGGUGCAUCUACUUCUCGCACCCCAAGGCGAACGCCCGGCCGGGCUGCAACACCCAGACGCACCCCCAGAGCGGGAGCCACACCUGGACGCACCCCAGGCUCUAGAGGAAGAAAGACACCUGAGGCCAGUGUACGAGGGGUGAAAACAGGAGGCGGCAGGAGACAGCUGGUCCGCAUGGCUGCUUUAAGGAGUCCCUUUGCCUCCCCAAACACACAGAAUCAGAGAAUAAAGUUUGACCAAGAUUUAGAGUCUGUCUCCAGUGGACUCAGGAGACUCAAACAUCUUUCAAGGGCCUUCGAUAGUCUCAUUGGCAGAGACGACAGAUCCAAUACGAGGGAACGACCUGGAGGAGCAGUGAUGAGAAAGUUGGACCCCAACGGUAAACUCUGUCGCUCCAACCUCUCCCGUCGGGCCUCGAAUCUCUCAAACACACUGGGAGGUUGGGCCAACACAGCUGUGAACACUAUACGCAAACCAAACUGAACCCUGUGCAUGUUUGUGUGUGUGUAAAACACAGGACUUUGUAGCCAUGUUUCACAUUUUAUAUUUGAGGUAUCACAGUUACAUUAAGUAGUGUUGUCAUGAUUCUGGGAGACUGUUACAUGCACGCUUAUUAUCUCUUUUUUAUAGACUGUUGUUAGCUUCAGUUAAAUAUGUGUUUACAUGUCUCAGGUCAGCUGUUUGUGGAUGAUUAUCCUCAUUGAAGCUACCAAAGGGAUUUCUGUUUUCUAUGUUUUUGUACCUCUGUUGUAGCUGCUACGACCAAAUGUCUUAGUCACAUCGUCAUAAUACUAACACUUUAGGUUUUCUAUCUCUUGGUAGCGUUUUACUCUUCCAGUUUCAGAAAUGUACACAAGACCAAAACUAUAUCUGUAGAACUAACACUAUGUUUACUGACAGAGAGGAGACAUAUCUCCUCUGUUUAUCAUGUAUGCAAUAUGUUACUAACGUUUGUCAUGUAUUUUUUUUACAUCAUUUGUUUAUGCCAAAUUGUAAAGUGUAUUUUCUAUGAAACAGGACUUUUUUUUAUAUAAAUACAGCUUAGGCAGUGAGUGAUAGGGAUUUUUCUUUAUUUCCUCUCGUGCGUCAAAGGGACCCACCUGGUAAUGGUCUGUGGAUGAUUCAUGGACCGAUGCUGUGAAUAUCAAUCAUUUAGUAAUGUGAUGGGGAAGACGAAAUGACUCAUUACUUGAUGAUGAUGUUAUAAGACCAUAUCCGGCAGGUUAUUAGUGAAGGGACAAACAACCUCUGAUGACGCAAAACCAGCCUCUCUGCGGUGUGUAGAGAAAUGUAGAGAAAUAAAAAAAGUGCCUGAAGUGUGAAAAAGAAGCAAUAAAACCUGUAAGCUUUCAAAACAACAA
This is a messenger RNA of Notolabrus celidotus (New Zealand spotty), 1911 nucleotides long. RefSeq lists its product as uncharacterized. The coding region runs from base 152 to 1033 and encodes 293 amino acids. The record is from RefSeq and is a predicted model, not a curated record. NCBI's taxonomy places the organism in Eukaryota, Metazoa, Chordata, Actinopteri, Labriformes, Labridae. The transcript has 5 exons.